Molecule: messenger RNA, 1610 nt
Organism: Lacerta agilis (Sand lizard)
Lineage: Eukaryota; Metazoa; Chordata; Lepidosauria; Squamata; Lacertidae
Gene: IL11RA
Product: interleukin 11 receptor subunit alpha
Exons: 15
Coding region: 217-1458 (413 amino acids)
Cellular component (GO): membrane
Molecular function (GO): cytokine receptor activity; protein binding
Source: RefSeq, a predicted model, not a curated record
GGGCGAGCGAGCCAGCCGGAGGCAGCCGAGCCGAGACACCGGCACCCUCCGCCGGCCGGCCGGAGGCAGCAGCAGAGCGCGGGCAGCCGCGGCCAACAUGCGCGCCUAGCAGCCCCGGGACCACGGAGGAGGAGGAAGAGAGUUUUUGUGAUCUGGCGGCUGCUGCGAGGCCAUGGGGAACUGCAGAGGCGGCAGAAGCAGCACCAGGUCUUGAAGAUGCUGACCUUUGUCUCCUGUGUCGGCAGAGUGGUGGUCCUCUUGGCGGCUGUUUCGGUGACCACGUCCAUCACCAUGUCAGGAGAAUGGGGAGAAGAAGGGGUGACGUAUGCCCAGCUGGGGAAAGACGUGAUCCUGACGUGCGCUGGAGCAAGUCCCGGCUCCUCGGUGGAAUGGCGGUGGAACGGAGGCACCGUCCUCCCGGAAGACUCGGCGGUGCAGGCAGGACAGCUUCUCCUGCCCCACACCCAGCUCUCCUCCGAAGGGGUCUACAGCUGCCACGACACCAGCGGGAUCCUCCUCAGCUCCACUGUGCUCCGUCUCGGACGCCUGCCGGGGAUGCCCUCCAUCUUGUGCACAGCGUCAAACUAUGAGAACCUUUCCUGCUUCUGGGCUUCCACCGUCGAGACCUUCCUGCCCACCAGAUACAUCACCUCCUACAGAGAGAGAGAGAGAUGGGGAAGUGGAAAGGAGGGGUGCCCCUCUGGUCAGGAGGGGCCCUGCAUCCAGGAUCCUGCCCACCCGUUCUCCUGCACCGUCCACCAGUCCCUGUUUUGGACCGGCUACUGGGUCAACGUGACGGAGGUCAAUCCCCUGGGUUCCAACUUUCGCCUGCUCCGCGUCGUCAUGCAAGGCAUCCUCAAGCCAGACCCUCCAGAGCACCUACAGGUGGAGCCAGUGCCGUCAGCGCCCAACCGGCUGCAGGUGAGCUGGGAGUACCCUUCCAGCUGGACCAAGGAGCUUCACUUCCUGCUCAAGUUCCGCCUGCGAUACCGACCUGUCACCUCCACUUCCUGGGCUAUGGUGGAGACGGCCAAUGUGUCCGAGGUGAUAACAGACGCCUUCCUGGGCUUGCUGCAUGUGGUCCAGGUGAGCGCAAAGGACUUCCUGGAUGCUGGGAGCUGGAGCGAGUGGACGCCUGAAGCGUGGGCCAUGCCUGCCACUGGACAAACUUUGGUACCCAACGAAACAGCCACCGCAGCCAUCAAGCCUGAAAGCCCAGUGGAGGAGCCUUCCCUGGCCCCCAACAGUGGGCCCAUUGGCCACAGCGACCCCACAGAGAAGGUGGCGGUUCUGGUGUCGCUGGGCGUCUUUGCCUUCUUCGUCCUGGUGGUGAUCCUGGUCUUCGCCUUUCUGAUGUGGGUCCGAAUGAAGAAGCACAGCAAAGAGGCCACGAAAAACCACGACCUCCUUGCCGCCGCCAUCCACAUGAAGGCCUUGCCCAAAGCCCAGAUCUUGUAGCAAGGACCUCUCCCCCCUCCCCACUGGCAGCAGACCCCCCACGCCAACAAGAGGGACAUCAACGCCACUGACCUCGCCCGUCGCAGCUACAUAUUGACUGGGGGGCACCGAGGAUGCCCCUCUUCUGACCCCCCCCCACCAUGGAAAGACUC